AUGGACCUCACACAAUGGGAGAAGCGCAACCCGCGCCGCGGGAACGACGAGACCAAUCAAGCGUGGGAGCGCGAGCUCGAAGACGACGAGUGCAUGCGUGACGCGCCGCCGCCGCCGCCGCGGUCGAGGACAAAUUCCCUGAGCACGAAUUCCAGCGACGGCGACGCGGCGCCGCGCGAGGCCGUGGAACUCUGCGGCAUUUGUAUGCUCAUUGAGCACAUGAUGGCGAACCCUCCGCCGGGCGCCGCGGAGCCUCAGCAGCUCUCCGCGUUCUGGGCCACAACCGACGCCAUGGCCGGCGCUGUCCCGUUGCCGAACGUCGCGGAGCUGCACGAUUUCCUGUUCCGCUUGUUCGCGACCACCGGCCACACCCCGGAGUGCUCCGUCCUGUCGUUCAUGUACAUUCUACGACUGUUUUUGUCUGUGCGGAAAUCAAAUUUACGGCGCGUUCGCCCUGAAUCGCAGCGUCGCCCUCCAUGCCAUCGACGCGACGCCUGCUCGAUAGCGUGGCGGUGUCAGUUCCUCACCGCUCGACGGAGCCAGCGGCCACGUCGUCGCUGAGAAAUGACUUAGUGAAGAAUUAUCGGGUGCAUCCGACACACUGGUUGAUUCCAUGUGACACAGGUUUUCGUAUCAUCCUCAUUUGCGAAUCACGCCGCGGAAUUGCAAACGCUUAUUAUUGUGCAGCGUCAUGGUCUGUGUGGAAAUCAACCAGUGUGUCGGGUGCACCCGACAAUUCUUCACUAAGUCAUCUCGGCGAUGACGUGGCCGCACUGGUUCCGUCGAGCGGUGAGGAACUGGCAUCGCCACGCCAUCGAGCAGGCGUCGAGGCGAUGGCGUGGAGGUCGACGUGAUGAUUCAGGACGAUUGGGCCGUAAAUUUGAUUUCCACACAGGUCAUGGUCGCUCAGAAGAACCACGAUGACGCUCCUCUGCGAAACGUGGACUUCUCGACGGCGUGGGGCCACGUCCUGCCGGGCGAGCGGCCCGUCUCCCCCGAACGUAUAAACGCAAUGGAGCACAUCCUCCUCAACGCGGUGGGCUUCGAUUUAUACGUCCCGCAGGAUCAGUACGAGGCCUGCCUCGCGGAACUCCAUGGCGUCGUACGGUCGCACGCCGCGAACGUACAUGACCUGCCCGUCCUGCUGCAGCGGCACGCCGAGUUCCUCACGACCCAGGCCGCGCGCCUCCCGUGGACGACGCCCCCCUAG
Molecule: messenger RNA, 1210 nt
Organism: Pelagomonas calceolata
Lineage: Eukaryota; Pelagophyceae; Pelagomonadales; Pelagomonadaceae
Source: the annotation of a GenBank genome assembly